UGUCCAUUGAAUUUAACGGUCACAACAAAACCAAAGCGUCACUUGUAAUUUAUAGAAUGAUGCAAAAGUUUUAAAGUCUUAGACGUUUUUAUUUGUUUGAAAAGUAUUUAUUGAUUAAUAAUAAUAAUUAGUGGUGUUGAAUUAAAAAUAACAGUAAUGGAAAAUCACAACAAAUCUAUUGUCGUUGUUGAUUCCUCUGAUGAAGUUUUCACGGAUGAUUCAGUAGAUGAUACUCGUUGGACUAAAAAAAUUACGAACCAGAGUGAUGAUAAAGUGAUAAUCCAGGAGACAGAUGAUGAGAGUGACUUCGACAAUAGCGAAGGUGAUGAAAGUUUUCUCAGUAGACCAAAAUCUUUAGAACUUAAUCCGAAGCUUAAGCGAAUCCCUCCAGACUCUGAAGAUGAUGACAUAGAAGCAAAGAAUGAUCGCAGUGACAAUUCACACUCCAACUUUGAAGUGACAUCAGGUCAUUCAGAUGAUGAAAAUUGGAUUAAAAAACGUUCUGAUCUAAAUAGCCCAUUACUUGAAGACUCAUAUGACAGCAUGCAGGAAAAUGGAAGAAUUGAUGAAAGUUUUGCCGGUGCACCAAAACGUUUUGAACUUCCUAAAAAACACGGGCAAAUCCCAUCAGAUUCUGAAGAUAACGAUGACUUUGAAGAUAGAAAAGUUGAUGAUAGUUUUAUAGGAGCGAGUAAAUUUCGCAAUCGGAAACGAAUCAAUCGAAUACUGUCAGAUUCUGAGGAGGAUCACGGCGAAGGUGAUGAAAACUCGGGAAGAAUGACUCCAAGUAUCAAAAAAGCAAUUCGACGAAGCAUUUUUAAUCUAAGUCGCGCUAAGUCGAAUUCAUCAGAUGAACAAAGUGAGUCAGAAAGUCAUGCAGAUUUACAGGAAGAUGAUAACUUACAGCUAAAUAAAACCAAUGGAUCUUAUCGAUCAGUUGACUCCUCUAGUGAAGAUGAAGAGAACCUUAUAGUUAAAGGUCGUGAUAAAAAAAAAUUAAAUAACAAUAGCGAUGUCAGAGAAGAAAACAGCAGACUUUCAGAUUCAACUUUUGAUGACAGCUUCGAAGAGCAAAUUACAUAUGAUGAAAAAAAAUUCACUAACAACAAUAACGUCAGUAAAAAAUGGAACCAAAGUUUAGAUUCAAAUGCUGAUGUCAGUCACGGAGAUCAAACCGGAAAUGAUUUAACCACCAGUUUUCGGCAGAACAAAAAGAACGUUUCUAGUGUAGAAAUAUCGUAUGAAAAGUCAAGUAUCGAGACUAGUCUUCAUGAUAAUUCGAUCGACUCAACAAUCGAUCAAAUCAAUGCCAAUCAUGUAGAGCAUAAUGAAUCUAAAAUUGAAGUAAAUGAUAGUGCCCAUCAAGAAGAGAUUAUUAUUAUUGAUUCUGAUAAAUCUGUUCCAACUACUGAGGAUGAACAAGAAAUGCCAUCUAAAAAAACUCUACCCAAAUUACUUGAUAAAAAUCAACUGAAAAAUGAAAUCGAACGUCUGACAAAAGAAAUUGAAAGAACAAAGGCAUUUUUACUACAAGGCAACAUUGAGCUUCUUCCUGACAAAGGAAAAAAAUUGAAGAUGAUAAUAUUUAAAAAUCACGAAAGCAUAGAAGAAUGCAAGCGACAACUAGAACAAAUCCAGGAAACUGAAGAAAAUAAUUCCAGCUCAUCAUCACUGCAUCAGAGUCACAAUCUUUUGUCUGAUAAUGAAGAUUCUAUCAAUGAUCCCAACUACUUUCCUCACGACAGCCCUUCGCCACCUAAAAGAAACUCAGAUAACACAACAAAGUUUAAUCGCACAAAAUUACUAAAGCCUACGGCUGACACUAGCAUCGAGCAUUUAGGAAAGAAAGCUUUAGAAACAUUUAAAAAUGAGCAAGCACUGACAGUAGAGCGUUUAGAGCAUCUCCACGGGUCUCUUAUAUCCCGGCCUACAGAAAAUGAACGUGCAGAAGACCCAAGAGGACUUGUGAUCCCUCUAAUGCCCCAUCAGCAGCACGCCUUGGCGUGGUUACUAUGGCGUGAAACGCAGAAGCCACGUGGUGGUGUCCUCGCAGAUGAUAUGGGGCUCGGCAAAACGCUCACGAUGAUUUCGUUGGUCAUUAAAACUUUGGCAGAAGCUUCCAGUGACGAUGAAGAAAAUAACGGUAGCGAAUGGAUGGGCAGAGGCAGAAGAUCCGAGCAUCCGGGAGGAACUCUUGUCGUUUGUCCGGCUUCUCUAAUUAAUCAGUGGAAGGGCGAAGUUGACAAGCGCUGCAAGCGUGGAGUACUCACUGUUGAAGUGUACCAUGGUACCAAUCGUGAGAAAGCAGCUAGACGUCUUGCCCGCAAUGACAUGGUAAUUACAACGUACAAUAUUCUGUCGCGUGAGUGUAAAACCCAGGGCCAGAUAUUUCAAAUUUGCUGGAGACGUGUAAUCCUAGAUGAAGCGCACACUAUUCGCAACCACAAGAGUCAAGCUUGUGAUGCAGUUUGUAAGCUGAAGGCUGCCAAGCGAUGGGCGCUCACGGGUACUCCUAUUCACAAUAAAGAAACGGACAUAUUUGCUAUCCUGAAAUUCCUUCAGUGCUCACCCUUUGAUGACAUCCGGGUAUGGAAGCGUUGGGUAGAGAACAAAAGCGACGCUGGCGUUGAGAGACUCGCUACCGUGAUGAAGACUCUGAUGCUUCGUCGUACGAAGCAGGAACUCACGAUGAAAGGGGAGCUGGAGUCUCUACCAGAGAAACAGAUUGAUGUCAUCAAAGUAUCGCUAGACAAAGAGGAACGACUGGUGUACGACAAAGUUAUGAUGCAUUCAAAGACAAUAUUUGCUCAAUUUUUACAUCAGCGAGCUGAAAAACAAACACUAUUCCAACUGGGUGCUACGGAUUAUAGAGCGCCUGUUAAUUAUCACAAUACCAAGUUCAAUAAAGCGCAACAACAACUACUAGCUCACCACGCUGAGGUUAAAUCGCAUCAAAUUUUGGUCCUUCUGUUAAGGCUGCGUCAGAUUUGCUGCCAGCCAGCGUUGAUCCAUGAGAUGCUUGAUCAGGAAGAAAUGGAAAUCAAUGGAUUAGAAGAUAAAUUAAAUAAUGAUGGUCUUGUUUCACAAAUGAUACGUAUGAAUAUCUCAAUAAGUACUUCAGAGCAUGGUGAUGAUGAAGACGAAGAAGAAAUAGGAGUUGACCAGCGGGUGGUCGAAAAUCUUUUGACCUCAGAGAAUCCGGUAUUUGAAUCAAAGCGACACAGUUCCAAGUUACGAGUAAUUCUUGACCUCGUUCGCGGGAUUUUGGAUAAAAAUGAGAAGUUAAUAGUAGUGUCCCAGUGGACAUCGUAUCUUAAUAUAAUCGGUGAUUGUCUGCGUACAAUACCUGGUGCUACUUUUGAAAAAUUCACUGGACAAGUUGCUGUAAAAAACCGCCAAACAAUUGUCGACAAUUUUAACUUGAAAAAAAAUCCUCGAAUCCUUCUGCUGUCACUCUGUGCCGGCGGGGUGGGACUCAAUCUCGUUGGUGGCAACCAUUUGCUUCUUGUUGACAUCCACUGGAACCCACAGCUUGAAUCUCAGGCUCAAGACCGAAUUUAUCGAUUUGGGCAAAAGAAAAAUGUUAAUAUUUACAAGAUUAUUUGUUCAGAUACUAUUGAGGAACGAAUUCAGCAGUUGCAAGAGAAAAAAAUGUCACUUGCCGAUUCAGUAUUAGGUGGCACUGGCAAAGUUGCGUCCAAACUUUCUCUGGAUGACUUGAAAUCGCUAUUUAAUAUGUAAAGAAUCUUUUAUAUUUUUGAUGCCCACCAAAUUGACAAAUCAACGGCUCCCAUAAUUUUUACAAAUUAAUAUUUAUGAGAUUAUAUUUUUUUUUUUUUACCAAAAUUUAUUACCUCGAUGAAAAAAAAAUUUUUUUAUUAGAUAUUAUUUAUAAAUAGAUAUUUAUUUUGUUAAUUAUUAAUAUUACAUUUAAACUUAUAAAUUAACUUAAUUAAUCUCAUGUAUCACUAAGUCUUCACGCGGUGUAUGCUAUUCCAAACACCGUAUGAAAAAUAUAUGAAUAGUCCUGCAUAAAAAUAAAUAA
Molecule: messenger RNA, 4045 nt
Organism: Microplitis demolitor
Lineage: Eukaryota; Metazoa; Arthropoda; Insecta; Hymenoptera; Braconidae
Product: transcription termination factor 2
Exons: 8
Coding region: 157-3741 (1194 amino acids)
Molecular function (GO): ATP-dependent chromatin remodeler activity; ATP binding
Source: RefSeq, a predicted model, not a curated record